Messenger RNA from Carassius gibelio (silver crucian carp), 1782 nucleotides. It is a transcript of the gene cxcr3.3, whose product is annotated as chemokine (C-X-C motif) receptor 3, tandem duplicate 3. The record is from RefSeq and is a predicted model, not a curated record. Gene Ontology annotation, biological process: immune response; G protein-coupled receptor signaling pathway. Gene Ontology annotation, molecular function: G protein-coupled receptor activity. Gene Ontology annotation, cellular component: membrane. The transcript is spliced from 2 exons. NCBI's taxonomy places the organism in Eukaryota, Metazoa, Chordata, Actinopteri, Cypriniformes, Cyprinidae. The coding region runs from base 76 to 1143 and encodes 355 amino acids.
CACCGCUGCCAACACAGAUAGAGAGCAGCUUUAGUCAGACACAUUGACUCUUAGUCCGUUUUAUUUUAGUCAAACAUGGAGGUGGAGCUGCACGGACUCUUUGAGGAAAACACAACAUUCGACUAUGAGAAUUAUGAUAAUAAGAACAUCUGUCCGUCCAGCACAGUCUCAGACGCUUUGGCGGUCUUCAUGCCCCUGCUUUACUCUGUGGGCUUCUUAUGGGGGCUGCUGGGAAACGGACUGGUGCUGGCAAUACUGUGGCUUAAGAUGCUGAACCUGGGUGUGAUGGACAUCUUCGUCCUUCUUCUGAGUGUCGCAGACACCCUCUUGCUGCUUACACUGCCUCUCUGGGCUGUAGAUGCGGUUAAGGGAUGGGUCAUGGGCACAGAGCUCUGCAAACUGUCUGGGUUUCUGUUCGAGUUCAAUUUCUACUGUGGUAUCUUCACGCUGGCCUGCCUCAGUGUUGACUACUACCUGUCCAUCGUUCAUGGAGUCCAGCUGGUUUCUCGUAAAAAGCCUAGGUCAGUUUACGGUUGCUGCUUGAUCAUCUGUGUCCUCUGCCUGCUUCUGUGCAUCCCUGAUUUGAUCUUCCUCAGUGGUAGCACAGAUCAGAGUAACCAGGAAUGUAUGCACCAUUAUCGGCCUGAUUCCUGGCGUCUUGCCUCUCGUCUUCCACAUCUUGUUGUUUCAGUGGUACUUGUGCUGCUGUUCUGCUUCUCCAUCAUCCUGCUGAAGUUACGGCACAGCUCAAAGUGCCAGCAGAAGAAGAAGGGCCAAAGCAUUGCUAUCAUUGCAGUCCUCAUACUGUUUUUCUUUCUCUGCUGGACACCCUACAGCAUUACCUUCAUUGUGAACACUUUUCAGUCAAAGGAUGGCGACUCUUCAGCAGUGGAAGGAGACUGUGAAGGGAGGCAGUGGACAGCUAGCAAAAUAAAAGCAGUUUUUGGGCUUCUCCAUUGCGUUGUAAAUCCUGUGAUUUACUUCUGUCUCUCCCAAGAGUUUCGGGCUCGCGUUCUGAAUGUGAUAAAGUUCAAUGCUUGUGAAAUGGAGAGUAAUGAUGUUUCACUUUGGGACUCUAGUGAAGUAAAUGGUAAUGCUUCUGUCCAGGAGAAACAAGGUUCACUUCAACAUAUGAAUAUAUGAAUGACAUUAAACAAAUAAUAAAAACCCAAGAUCAUUAUAUAUGAAAGUAUGGAUCAUGGAUCUGUAUCUCGUAAUUCCUAAAAUGUAUGGUAUGCAUUCUUCAUUUAACAUUUAAUAGAUAUCACUAAGUAUGAAAUAACCAGUUGACAGAUGAUGCCUUUUAAAGGUUUCCGUACAUGUAUUCUGGAAAAAAUUGUCAUUAUGGAUGAGAAAGGAUGAAAUGAAAAAAGAUGGACAUUAAAUGAAAGAAGGUUAUGAAAUGUUGGCAAACUCAUUUGCACUUUAUGUUAUUUUAUUUGGUCAAAUGUCAUAUUUAUUUAUUUUUGUUGUAAACGUUUUGGAGUCAUGUUCUAGAACAGUGUUCUUAGUAAUGGACUGAAAUUAUCAGCCAAUAUUUGGCCAUUAGCCGGUUCUGUGCCUAUACUUGUAUUAUCAACAGAUGUCUUCAUUCACACUCAAUUACAAAAUCAUUGUCAAUGGAUAAACAUUUCCUUUGAAUUUUUUUUUGUCAAAUGUAUCACUGUUGUAUGAAAUCAUUUCAGCAUUCAAAACGUUUGUACAUACAUGCAUGCCCAUAUAUAAUAACAAUAUGUAUAUAUUUAACUGUGCCAUUUAAAUUAAAACAUUGUCUAUGUUACA